AUACAGGUAUUACUGACAUAAUUGAAAUCAUAUGGUAUUAUAACUACUGAUUCAAUGAUUCAGUGAAAACAUGAAAACUUUGCUACAAUUUUAUCAAUAUUUAUGUUUUAAUUGUUAAAUCACUAUUUGAGUGAUUCAUUUAGUAAUCAUUACUGAAAUUUACUUAACAUUUGACACAUUGAUUGCCAAUAAAUAGCAAUUAAAAGACCAAAGUUGGAUCAAUCGGGUGAUCGACAAACCAAUUGAUAGCCGCGAUGUCCGCUGAAAUUCGACCGUUCAGUGACUCAAUGUCUGUGACCAACAAAAUGGAGUUAUUGUCUAAACUAGAGGGUCAUCAGGAUGUGGUCAAUAUGGCACUGAUUUUGCCCGCAGAGGAUGGAGUGAUCAGCAUUAGUGACGAUAAAUCAAUUCGUAUUUGGCUUAAGAGAGAUGUCGGCAAUUACUGGCCAUCUAUUUGUCACAUUCUUCCAGCGCCGGCCAUUUGUAUGGAUUUUAAUAAUGAAACAAAACGUUUGUUUGUUGGUCUCGACAAUGGAUCCAUUUCUGAGUUUACAGUGGCUUCUGAUUAUAACCGUAUUGACCACAAACGCAAUUAUUUGGCGCAUCAAAACAGAGUUACAUCUGUUAUCUUUUCAUUGGUCACUGAAUGGGUCUUAAGUGUUGGUCGCGACAAAUAUUUUGUUUGGCACUGCUCUGAAACUGGCCGAAGACUCUGUGGAUAUCUUUGCAACAGUUGGAUCACAGCUCUUCAAUUUGAUAUGCAAUCUAAACACGCUUUUAUUGGUGAUUAUAACGGAAGCAUUACAAUGUUGAAGAUUGAAGAGAACUCUUUUAAACCAAUUACCAGUUUGAAGGGACACUCAGCAGCUAUUAGAUGUCUUGCCUGGGAUUCUAGUAAACAAAUGCUAUAUUCUGGAGGUUUCGACAAAAUUGUCAUCUGUUGGGACAUUGGAGGCAAAAAAGGAACCGCUUAUGAAUUACAAGGACAUCAUAAUAAAGUAACUUCUUUGGUUCACUCAAACACAUCACAACUAUUGUUAUCUUCAGGAGAAGAUAAUAUGAUAAUUGCAUGGAAUAUGACUAAAAAGAGAUGUGAAACUCCUGAAUGGGCCGAAAAUGAUAAUUGUCAGCGAUGUCAGAGACCAUUCUUCUGGAAUAUCAAAUCCAUGUACGACCAGAAGACAAUUGGAUUGCGACAGCAUCACUGUCGUCGUUGUGGAAAAGCUGUCUGCGAUACCUGCAGUUCCAACAGAAGUGUCAUUCCUAUUAUGGGAUAUGAAUUCCGUGUUCGUGUUUGUGAUGAGUGCCAUAGUGUUAUCACUGAUGCCGAUCGUAGUUCUCUUGCAUCAUAUCAUGACUCCAAACAUUGUAUAAUGCAUAUGGAUGUCGACGAAUCUCGAGGACAGGCACUUACUUCAGGAGCAGAUCGUGUUAUUAAAUUAUGGGACGUAUCAAAGAUUUUGAAUUCAUUGUGAAAUAAAGUAUUAUUGCCUUAACUUAUUGGCACAAAUGUUUUAAACCAAUUAUUUAACAUUUGUUAAAUCCUACACUUUUUAAAAAGAUUUUUCUUUUAAAAUAGAUUUUCUAAUU
Molecule: messenger RNA, 1590 nt
Organism: Oppia nitens
Lineage: Eukaryota; Metazoa; Arthropoda; Arachnida; Sarcoptiformes; Oppiidae
Product: WD repeat and FYVE domain-containing protein 2-like
Exons: 10
Coding region: 255-1475 (406 amino acids)
Molecular function (GO): metal ion binding; protein binding
Source: RefSeq, a predicted model, not a curated record